This is a messenger RNA of Nyctereutes procyonoides (raccoon dog), 3469 nucleotides long. It is a transcript of the gene ADCY4, whose product is annotated as adenylate cyclase 4. The record is from RefSeq and is a predicted model, not a curated record. NCBI's taxonomy places the organism in Eukaryota, Metazoa, Chordata, Mammalia, Carnivora, Canidae. Gene Ontology annotation, molecular function: adenylate cyclase activity. The transcript is spliced from 26 exons. Gene Ontology annotation, cellular component: plasma membrane. Gene Ontology annotation, biological process: adenylate cyclase-inhibiting G protein-coupled receptor signaling pathway; adenylate cyclase-activating G protein-coupled receptor signaling pathway; cAMP biosynthetic process. The coding region runs from base 168 to 3401 and encodes 1077 amino acids.
CGCCCGGGGCUCUCAGCCACUAGCUCCUCGGCGGCCGGGACUCCACCGCCGGCUACCGGCUACCCCGGGCUCCCUCCUCGGGCCUCGCCCAGCAGCCGCGGCAGCCUCGCGGGCCCCCGAGUUCGCCCUCCGCCGGCGCCGGCGCCGCGGCCCGGGCAGGGCCGACCAUGGCCCGCCUCUUCAGGCCCCGGCCGCCCCCCAGCGAAGACCUCUUCUUCGAGACCUACUACAGCCUGAGCCAGCAGUACCCGCUGCUGCUGCUGCUGCUGGGCAUCGUGCUCUGCGCGCUCCUGGCCAUGCUGGCUGUCGCCUCCGCCAGCGGCAGGGAUCUAGCCUCAGACCCAGGCUUCCUGAUCACUGUGCUGUGUGCGCUCGGCGGCUUCUCACUGCUGCUGGGCCUGGCAUCCUGCGAGCAACGGCUACAGCGCUGGACCCGUCCCCUGUCCGGCCUCGUGUGGGCAGCGCUCCUGGGGCUGGGCCAUGGCUUCCUCUUCACUGGGGGCCUGGUGAGCGCCUGGGACCAGGUGUCCUUUUUCCUCUUUGUCAUCUUCACCGUGUACGCCAUGUUGCCCUUGGGUAUGCGGGAUGCCACCGCCGCGGGCCUUGCCUCAUCACUCUCCCACCUGGUGGUCCUUGGGCUGUACCUUGGGCCUCAGCCGGACUCCCAGCCCGCGCUGCUGCCGCAGCUGGCAGCAAACGCGGUGUUGUUCUUGUGUGGGAAUGUGGCCGGAGCGUACCACAAGGCGCUGAUGGAGCGUGCGCUGCGCGCCACAUUCCGGGAGGCACUUCGAUCGCUGCAUUCGCGCCGGCGGCUGGACACGGAGAAGAAGCACCAGGAACACCUUCUCUUGUCCAUCCUUCCUGCCUACUUGGCUCGAGAGAUGAAGGCAGAGAUCAUGGCCCGGCUUCAGGCUGGACAGGGGUCACGGCCAGAGAGCACCAACAACUUCCAUAGCCUCUAUGUCAAGAGACACCAAGGAGUUAGCGUGCUCUAUGCUGACAUCGUGGGCUUCACACGGCUGGCCAGUGAGUGCUCCCCUAAGGAGUUGGUGCUCAUGCUCAACGAGCUCUUUGGCAAGUUCGACCAGAUUGCCAAGGAGCAUGAAUGCAUGCGGAUCAAGAUCCUGGGAGACUGUUACUACUGUGUCUCUGGGCUACCGCUCUCCCUGCCAGACCACGCCAUCAACUGCGUGCGCAUGGGGCUGGACAUGUGCCGGGCCAUCAGGAAACUCCGGGCAGCCACCGGCGUGGACAUCAACAUGCGUGUGGGGGUGCAUUCAGGCAGUGUGCUCUGCGGAGUCAUCGGGCUGCAGAAGUGGCAGUAUGAUGUCUGGUCCCAUGAUGUCACCUUGGCCAACCACAUGGAGGCGGGUGGCGUGCCAGGAAGAGUACAUAUUACAGGAGCUACCCUGGCCCUGCUGGCAGGGGCUUAUGCUGUGGAGGAUGCAGCCAUGGAACACCGAGACCCAUACCUUCGGGAGCUAGGGGAGCCUACCUACCUAGUCAUCGAUCCCCGGGCUGAGGAAGAGGAUGAGAAGGGCACUGCAGGAGGGUUGCUAUCCUCUCUCGAGGGCCCCAAAAUGCGUCCCUCAGUGCUGAUGACCCGCUACCUGGAGUCCUGGGGUGCAGCCAAGCCUUUUGCCCACCUGAGCCACCUAGAGAGCCCCGUGUCCACCUCCACCCCUCUCCCGGAGAAGACGCUGGCCUCCUUCAGCCCUCAAUGGAGCCUGGACCGGAGCCGUACCCCCCGGGGACUAGAUGAUGACCUGGACACUGGGGACGCCAAGUUCUUCCAGGUCAUCGAACAGCUCAACUCUCAGAAACAGUGGAAGCAGUCAAAGGACUUCAACCCACUGACACUGUACUUCAGAGAGAAGGAGCUGGAGAAAGAGUAUCGACUCUCUGCACUCCCUGCCUUCAAAUACUAUGCAGCCUGCACCUUCCUGGUUUUCAUCUCCAAUUUUGUCAUCCAGAUGCUGGUGACCAACAGGCCUCCAGCUCUGGCCAUCACCUAUAGCAUCACCUUCCUCCUCUUCCUCCUCCUCCUCUUCGUCUGCUUCUCAGAACACCUGACGAGGUGUGUCUUGAAAGGCCCCAAGAUGCUGCACUGGCUGCCCACACUGUCUGGCUUGGUGGCCACCCGGCCUGGACUGCGAAUUGCCCUGGGCACUGCCACCAUCCUUCUCGUUUUUGUCAUGGCUGUUACCAGCCUGUUCUUCUUACCAGCAGCAUCGAACUGUCCUUUCCGGGCUCCCAAUGUGUCCUCCGUGGCUUUCAACCUCUCCUGGGAACUCCCUGGGUCCCUGCCUCUCAUCAGCAUCCCAUACUCUAUGCACUGCUGCGUGCUGGGGUUCCUGUCCUGCUCCCUCUUCCUGCACAUGAGCUUUGAGCUGAAGUUGCUGCUGCUUCUGCUGUGGCUGGGGGCCUCCUGCUCCCUCUUCCUGCACUCCCAUGCCUGGCUGUCCGACUGCCUCAUCUCCCACCUCUAUCCGGAUCCCUUGGACUCCAGGCCAGGGGUACUGAAGGAGCCCAAACUGAUGGGAGCUAUCUCCUUCUUCAUCUUCUUCUUCACCCUCCUUGUCCUGGCUCGGCAGAAUGAGUAUUACUGCCGCCUGGACUUCCUGUGGAAGAAGAAGCUGCGGCAGGAGCAGGAGGAGACAGAGACAAUGGAGAACCUGACUCGGCUGCUGUUGGAGAACGUGCUCCCUGCUCACGUGGCCCCCCAGUUCAUUGGUCAGAACCGGCGCAACGAGGACCUCUACCACCAGUCCUACGAGUGUGUCUGUGUCCUCUUCGCCUCAGUUCCAGACUUUAAGGAGUUUUACUCUGAAUCCAACAUCAACCACGAGGGUCUAGAGUGCCUGCGGCUGCUCAAUGAGAUAAUUGCUGAUUUUGAUGAGCUGCUCUCAAAGCCCAAGUUUAGUGGAGUGGAGAAGAUCAAAACCAUUGGCAGCACCUACAUGGCAGCUACAGGCUUAAAUGCCACCUCUGGACAGGACGCACAGCAGGAUGAUGAGCGAAGCUGCAGCCACCUGGGCACCAUGGUGGAGUUUGCAGUGGCCCUUGGAUCAAAGCUGGAUGUCAUCAAUAAGCACUCAUUUAACAACUUCCGCUUACGUGUGGGGUUGAACCAUGGACCUGUAGUGGCUGGAGUGAUUGGGGCCCAGAAGCCACAGUAUGACAUCUGGGGCAACACGGUGAAUGUGGCCAGCCGCAUGGAAAGUACAGGAGUUCUGGGCAAGAUCCAAGUGACUGAAGAGACAGCGCAGGUGCUGCAGUCCUUAGGCUAUACCUGCUACAGCCGGGGCAUCAUCAAAGUCAAAGGCAAAGGGCAGCUCUGCACCUACUUCCUGAACACAGAUUUGACACGAACUGGCCCUCCCUCGGCCACCCUAGGCUGAGACUCCCAACCACCCUCACUAUUCUAAGAUCCUCAAUAAAAGGACUCGGGGGGCACCUGGGAGGCUCA